AUGAGCUUCGCUAUCGAGGUUCCCGGCGAUGCGAACCCGCUGACCCUGCAGUCGCUCUACCAGACACUGCAGUCCGCCACUUCGACCGACUACGCGCAGCGCCAGACGGCGGGCCAACAGCUUACAUCAUGGGAGCUUCAACCAGGCUACUACUCCUCGUUGCAGGCCGUCUACCUCGACAAGUCUCUCGCCGCCGAAGUUCGCUUCCUCGCAGUAAUCCAGCUUAAAAAUGGCAUCGAUCGAUAUUGGCGGCUAUAUAACCAAGUCAAGAACAGCAUCAAGCCAGACGAGAAGAACCUGAUACGCUCGCGGUUGUUUCAGGGCACCAUCGACGAGGAGCACUCAAACCUCGCCCUCCACAAUGCCCUAGUAAUCGCCAAAGUGGUUAGGAUCGACUAUCCGACCGAAUGGCCAGAUGCUAUGGGAAGUAUCACUGAGCUGCUCCGCUCGUCUCGGAAUGGCAACCAGAAGCACCUCCACGGCACACUACAGAUCCUCCUUCGUGUGGUCAAAGAGCUGGGAACUGCUAGGAUGCGAAAGAGUCAGACUGCUCUCCAGUCUGUCACGCCUGAAAUCACCCAUGUCCUCACAGAAAUUUAUGCCGAAAAGUCCACAGCGUGGGUGGGCUUUCUCAACGGUGGAGCAGGAACGAGUGAUGAAGCAGACCUUGCCAUGCUCAACAGCUUGUUUGCGCUCAAGGUACUUCGUCGGCUCGUGAUUAUGGGAUAUGAGCGACCCCACGGCGACAAGACGGUUUCGGACUUUUGGACUUUGUCACAAAAUCAGUUCGGCCAGCUGCUCAAUUUCGUUAGCCACGACUCGACGGUCCCGGCCGGCUACCAAGAUGUUGUUGGCAAGCACCUCCUCCAGUUCACCAAGCUACACAUCGACAUGGCGGAACAGCAUGCCGCUAGCUUUGCGUUCCUUCCGGACUCGCUCUCCCUGGUACAUGCGUACUGGGAUCUCGUUGCCAAAUUUGCUGAGGUCUUUGACCAGUCAGGGGGCAUUCGGCAAGGACCAGCAGAGGCGGGCACGGCCAAGUCCAAGGUUGAGGGUCCUGUCUUGGAGAGGCUGGCUCUCAAGGGUCUUCUCCUGCUCCGAGCAUGCGUUAGAAUCGCGUUCCAGCAUGUUCAGACCUUCAAGUGGAGAAGCCAGGAAACCAAGGCCGAGCAGGAGCAGGCCAGUCUGCUUGUCAAGACGGAACUGCUCAAGCCCGAUCUUGUGGUUCAGAUUGUCAACUCCAUUAUUACACACCUGCUCAUCUUCCGCAAGUCUGAUCUGGAAGGCUGGGAAGAAGACCCUGAGGAAUGGGAACAACAGGAACAGAGUGAAGGAAAUGCCUAUGAAUGGGAGGUACGGCCGUGUGCCGAGAAGCUGUUCCUCGAUCUCCUUACACACUACAAGGAGCUGCUAGUGCCCCCUCUGUUGUCAUACUUCCAGAGUGCUCAGAAUCCCCAGGCAGACAUUGCUACAAAGGAGGCUGUGUACACAGCAAUGGGCCUGGCAGCUGCUCACGUGCACCACGUCUUUGACUUUGAUGCUGUACUAGCCUCAACUAUCGUCAAUGACGCUCAACAGCAGGGGCCGUUGUGCAAGGUGUUGCGACGGCGGAUCGCAAUUCUUGUGAGCCAGUGGGCUCCUGUCAAGCUGGAUGAUGCCAGUCGGCCUAUAGUUUACCAGAUCUACCGCCAUUUCCUCAACCCCGACGAUGAGAUCAACGACCUCGUCGUCAGAAUCACGGCGGCCCGGCAACUACGCUGGAUCGCUGAUGAACUUGACUUUUGCGUCGAGGCAUUCUUGCCCUAUACGUCUGAUGUCCUGUCGCAGCUCAUCAACCUGGUACAGAGUGUUGAUGUGGAUGAGACCAAGUUGGCAAUCCUCGAGUCGAUUCGAAUAUUGGUGACGCGAAUGGAAGAGCAGGUGUCACAAUUUGGAGACCAGCUCAUGUCUGCCCUCCCUACGGUGUGGGAGAACUCUGGGGCUGAAGAAUACAUGAUUAAGCAGGCCGUGACGUCCAUUUUCGCAGCUCUUGUCAUGAGUAUGGGACCAAGCUCUCAGCGAUAUCAACAUUUCAUGGUUCCUCUGUUGUCUGAAGCAGCUCGCCGGGGAUCAGAUUUGCAUCUUCACUUGAUUGACGAGUCGCUUGAGCUGUGGAACAACAUCCUCAUGCAGAGCAACGCUCCUCUGGCUCCCGAGGUGGUUAACCUAGCCGAGCUGGCCCUCCCGCUUCUUGACUAUGACAGCGAGACGGCCUCUUUGGCCCUCAGUGUGGUUGAGUCGUAUAUCCUCCUGUCUCCUGCAUCCAUGUUGGAGGACCGACUACGCCGUCCGACAUUGAGCGCGCUCUCGGGUGUUUUGGAUUCGAGAAGCCGAGAACAGGUCCGGCUUGGCACAAUCUGCGUCGAGAACCUCAUCAGAGCUGCGGUGGAACUUGGUGGCUCGACUGGAGUGUCGUAUAUCUUGCAGGACAUGGUCGAGAUUGGAUUCAUGAAGAAGCUCCUCGAGAACCUACACAAUGCAUGGGAAGCACACCAAACCACGGGACCGAAUCGAAAGGUCAGCAAGCUCAGCACAGUUACCGAGAACGACUACUUUGCCAUCCUGGGGCGACUCGCGCUGGCCGAGCCCACGCUCUUCACCCAGAUGCUGACCAACAUGGGUUCUCUGGACCAAGUCUGGGGCUGGCUCACCUCGGAGUGGUUCUCACACCUCUCGAGCAUGGACAAUAUUGAGCGACAGAAGCUGUACCUGCUAGGGCUCACACGACUUCUAGAGCUGCCAUCGCCGAUGCAGGAACUUGUCCUGGGCAAGCUUCAGGACUACUUCGACAUGUGGAUCAAUGUGAUUUCAGAGCUACAGGACGGCGUGGCCAACGGUACCGAUACGCUCAUCUGGGGAGCACUGGAGCCGAGCGAAUAUGAUACCCCCAAGAUUAUCGCGGAACGGAAUACAACUGCCAAGGACCCAGUGCAUACCGUUCACGCAUUCGAGUUUGUAAAGAUGCGACUGCAGGACCUGGUGAACCGGGUGGGCGGAGAGGCAGCGUUCCAAGAACAGUGGGCAGUCAAUGUGGACAAGGACGUGAUGGACAAGUUUCAGGCAAUGGCGAGGGCGGUACAGCAAUGA
Fusarium keratoplasticum is the source of this 3126-nucleotide messenger RNA. RefSeq names its product Importin N-terminal domain-containing protein. Gene Ontology annotation, biological process: protein import into nucleus. Gene Ontology annotation, molecular function: small GTPase binding. The record is from RefSeq and is a predicted model, not a curated record. NCBI's taxonomy places the organism in Eukaryota, Fungi, Ascomycota, Sordariomycetes, Hypocreales, Nectriaceae. Gene Ontology annotation, cellular component: nuclear envelope; cytosol. Bases 1 to 3126 code for a protein of 1041 amino acids. The transcript has 2 exons.